CCAUCAAUACACUUACUCAGGGGCUAUUAAAUUUUUCCCCAAAAUGACGGACAAGGAAGACAACGGCCUUUCAGAGCCCUCGACAAUGGCUGAGCCUGACAACCCUCCCCACCACCAAGAACCACCGCAGGAGGCCAAGAAACCGGACAAGAUCAAUGUUGCAUUCAGCAUUUGGCCGCCCACGCAGCGGACUCGCGAUGCUGUUAUCAACCGCCUCAUCGAAACCCUAACCACUCCUUCCGUCCUCGCCAAGCGCUACGGAACCUUGCCCGCCGAUGAGGCCUCCACCACCGCCCGCCUCGUUGAGGAGGAGGCCUACGCCGCUGCCGGUGGAUCCCCCAACGCCGAUGACGAAGGCAUCGAGAUUCUCCAAGUGUAUUCAAGGGAGAUCAGCAAGCGGAUGCUCGAGGCCGUGAAAACCAGGGCUGCUUCUGGUUCUACAGCGGAUGAUGCACCGCAGAGUCCUGUUGCCGCCUCUGUUGCGGCCUCCACCAUCAGUGAGGAAAUCUCAUCCGUUAAAACUGAAUCUGUCUAGGGUUUGAAUUUAUCAUGUCUUAGGGUUUCGUUUCUCGGACUUAGACUAUUCGAUCGUGAGAUCUGUUUGUACUAGCUGUGGAUGUCUGAUGGUUAUAUCAUAAUUAUAUGAUUAUCCUGCUUUUUUCGAGGUCUUAUUAUUUUUAUUAUAGUAAUGCGCUUCGGAUUUUGGAUUUAUUUAAUCUAAUUUCCCUUUUGGGUCUUUGAUGAA
Molecule: messenger RNA, 745 nt
Organism: Vitis riparia (riverbank grape)
Lineage: Eukaryota; Viridiplantae; Streptophyta; Magnoliopsida; Vitales; Vitaceae
Product: MFP1 attachment factor 1-like
Exons: 1
Coding region: 44-535 (163 amino acids)
Biological process (GO): mitotic cell cycle; lateral root development
Source: RefSeq, a predicted model, not a curated record